CCUCCCCAUCCUGGGGCAAGGGCAGCGAACUGUUGCUGGCGGAGCAGCCCGACCUGAUGUCCUCCCUGGACAGCGGCAUCCAGAGCGUGACCAAGUCAGACGGCAGCUCCCCGCACGUGGACUUUCCCGACGAGGUCAGCACCAGCUACGGCAACGAGGACGAGGUGUCCUCCAGCUCCGACAAUGCCACCUCCAAGCCCACCCGUAGCCCGCUGCUGGGUGGCUCGCCCAAGCUGCCCCGUGGGGAGCACGCACUUCUCAACGGACAGAAGCCCCUGGCCCUUGGCCUUCUCAGUACAUCUACCUCGACCCCCGACAGCUAUGGGCUCAGCACCACGGCGGGCGCUCACCCUGGCACGCCAAGCAUGGAGCAGGUGCGGACCCCCACGAGCACCUCGGCCCAGGAUGAGAUCCAUCCCCUGGAGAUCCUGCAGGCACAGAUCCAGCUCCAGCGGCAGCAGUUCAGCAUCUCGGAAGACCAGCCCUUGGGGUUGAAGAGCAAGAAGGGGGAGUGUGCGGGGCAGAAUGGGGACAGUGACCUGGGCAGCUGCUGCUCGGAGGGUGUCAAGGGCACCAUGAGCACCAUCGACCUGGACUCCCUGAUGGCAGAGCACAACUCCACCUGGUACCUGCCUGGAGAGAAGGCCCUGAUGGAGGGGCAGGAGGAGGACAAGCCCAUGGCGCCCUGGGAGAAGCCCAAGCCCCCGAACCCCAGCAAAGAAGCCCACGACCUUCCCCCGAGCAAGACGGCGGCGGCGGCGGCGCAGACGGGCGCGCACCUGCAGUGCCUCUCGGUGCACUGCACGGACGACGUGGGCGAGGCCAAGGGCCGGACUGCGGUGCCGACGUGGAGGUCCCUGCACUCGGACAUCUCCAACAGAUUCGGGACUUUUGUGGCUGCCCUGACUUGAACAAAAGGAAUUAUUAUUUUUUUUUCUUUUUUUUUUUUUUUUUUAAUUUCAAAGGGCCGCUACUGCUAGGUGGACUAUUUUUCUAGGUUGGUACCUGCUUAGUGGCAUAUGGACUGGAAAGGGUUAAUUUAAAGUAAACCUCAACUUUUUUUUAAUCUUCUGCCACAGUAUGUUACCAGUGUUAACCCUUCUGCAGUUAGCACACUUUUGCUUAAGAUUUUCCUGCUAGACCACUUUUUCCCAUUAUUCUGUAACCUUGGCAUACAUUUAUAGAUGAGGCCUUUUCCUUUUUCAUCUCAGUGUGUGUCCAAGUCACGUAUGUCAUAAUAAGACAAAGAUUCUCCUCUUCCUCCUCCUCCUCCUUUUCUUCCUCAUUUGCUUUGGUUUUUUUUUUUUUUUUUUUUUGUUUUGUUUUGUUUUGCUUUGUUCAGUGCUUACUAGGAUGGUGAUCCUGAGGAGCAGCAGUUCAGGAAUAAACACCAGUGAAAGCGAAAUGGUCAGCAUUAAAUCAUAUGUUACAGUGACACCCAGCCUUUGCCAGUCUCAUACCAACCAAGCAGUUGAUGCUCUGUUGAAUGUUCAGGCAUGGACCUGCCCUUUCCUGAGAGAAUGAGGCUCUGAUAUCAGCCCUGUUUUGCUCUGUGCCUCCUGGUGAGGCCACAAUGUUCCUUCCUGUGUGUACCCUGGGAUGGAGCUCUGUCAUGAAUGGGCUGGUUCAGGCACAGGGAAGGUAUGGAGAGGUUUUUCUAAAUAAGUUUUAUAGUCAUUAUCUCUUCCUCCAAAGGCCCAGGCUCCUUCUUGCUUGCCUGGGCCUGAUGGUGCUCCUGCAUUUCCCACUUUAUUGAUAAUGGAGAAGAAAAUCCCCUGCACCCUGCCUACUUUUUGCCCAUUUUAAAGUGCAGAAAGAUGCUGUUGAUUGGCAACAGGUCCAGUGUCCCCUGCACUUGCCUGGGGGUGCCCCAGCCCCUGUCACAACAGGUCUCAGUGCCGUGGUAGACGUUAGGGAUGGCCCAGAUUGGAAGAUGCACAGGGCUGUGUGCCCAGGGGUGGCAUUUCCUAAUCUGCCAGGGCAGGGAGACCUGGUGUCAGAAUCCCCCAAACUCAUUCAAGGCCCCAUUUCUGUCACACACUGAAGAACAGCAUUGCUGGAUGCACACAAUAAAAGGAAAGCCAUACUUUCCUGCUUGGGCUAGAUAAUGCUCAUUCAAAAUGAAAGUUGGAAGCAAACCAGAUAAAGCCACAGCUGACACGAUGGGCUGAUUCUCCAGUGGUUUUAUGUCACACUGUCCAUGAUUUGUGUGUCCCUGUGCCCAGGAGUGGCUCUGUCCUGCCCCGUGCCUGCAGCUCGCCUCCCACAGCUCCUGGAGCUCAGGAACACCACUAGAGGGUUUGUUUUGGUUGUGAAAUAAAGGUUGGCCUCUCUAGGGUUAUUUAUUCAUGAUUUCACAAAUGUGUCCCUGCUGAAGGGACAGAGUUGAAGACUGCUUUAUAUGUUAUCUUUGAUGAUUGUGCUGGGUCUUUAAUUAUUUUGAGGUAAUAUUCUUGGUAGACACCAACGGAGAGGAAAUUCUGCCUAAAAAGCUAAAGGUGGUCUGGAAUUCUCACUCUCAGUCAUAUGUGGCUUCAGAGAGACUCACAGUGUUUGGAAAUGUGAUUUGAAUGUGCUCUUAUUAACCAUGCAUGGAUUGAUUUAUGGGUCUGGUCAAUGAAUUGACUUUGGAUAAAUUUGGAUAGUUUUUAAUCUUGGUUUUCAAUAUUAUUUUACUUUGUAUUAAAGCUGGAGCUUCCAUGAGGAUGAGGAUUUUUGCCCAUCCUGAAGCAACUGGCUGUGAAGCUGCCUCACAGCCACUUGGUUUGGAUCAAAAAGCUGGGAUGGUUUGUACCUCUGUCAGGGUGUGCAACCAGGAGUGCAGGCUCCUCCUGCACCUGCAAUAAAAUGUCACCAUCCCCACUAAAGUAUCUCCUAGCAAUCACUGUCAGUCCCCUUACAGAAGGUGCCUCUUUGCCUGUGAUUCCUCAAGUCCUGGCUUACCUAAGUAUGUGUUUGAUUUUAAAUCCUGUCAGCAGAGCACGUGUGCUGCUGUGGGGGGCCCUGGGGUAGCAGCAGUCACUGAGUUCCAUCACUCACAGCUGAAAAUUUCAGCCAAGUUCAUUGUCUGGUGGCAUUCCUGCUCGGAGUGCAGUCCCUUGCCUUGUGCUUUGUUUUUAGUUUUUCCUGCUGCACUGAAGAGAACAGGUUUUUCAGGCUUCCUGAGGUCAGGGAUGCACACCCUGUGCCACGGGAAGGAACCUGUCAGGGAACACCGAGUUCAGAUGCUUUUAAAGAGAAAUCCCUGUUUGAGUGGAGCUGUGGUGGCUUGGUCUCAGCACCCAGUUCUGCUGGCUCAUUCUCAGCAGCUUGCACUUCUCUCCUGGAGUGUUGUUCUCAUCCACUUGGAACUUGCUUUUUCACUUGCUUAUGGAAAUGCAGAGCGUAAGCAAUUCCUUUAAAAUCAGUGGAAUCCUGUGAGGUGCGGAGGUGUCCUGAGGCCAGGGGCUGUGUCUCCAGUGCUGAGCUGUGCAGGGUGGAGCCCUGGGUGUUGUGGCACUUGGCCACCCCUGGCUCUGCCCUGGGCAGUGGGUGCAGUGCAGGGUUGGGACUGUCAGAGUGGGAGGAGGUGAGGCAGUGGCUGGCUGUGUGCUGGAGUUUACCUGAAUCAAACAGUCACACACAGUCCUCCUGCUGACCUUCUGUCUGAUCUUGAUUGAAGAAGCUCUGCUUGAGGCAGCUGUUAGCCAGAACCAACCAAACCUGUGCUUUUAGGGUUUUGUUGCUUUUUUGCCAAAGAUCAGAACAGAAAUUCUGUGUUCUGACCAGGACAAGCAUCAUGUCCUGCUCAUCACCUGGGGAUGUGGUACUGACAGCAUAUACAAGGUUCAAGCAUAUACCAGGUUCAAGCUUUCUCACAGUGCUGGUGGCACCUGCAGUAAUUUCAUUGUACCCAUUUUCUCCAUUGAUUUUACACUGAAUGCACUGAUCAGUUUUUUUAACACAUAUAAAGUGUCAGCAUGGCCUGACACAUUAUUUUCUAAAUAAUGAUAUUCCAACUGAAAUAUGUUUGGGAGCUGUAGGUAAAAGCCAGUUGUGGAAGAGGUAAGUUGCACUCUUGUGGAGAGGGAAACUGAGGCACAGACAGCAGCAAGAGACUGAGGGAACAGUGGCAGGGCUGAGCUGCACUGACGUCUGACCUCUGCUUGCUGCAGAGCCCCAUGCCCGAGGCUCACCUCCUUCGGAGCCAAGUUGGGUCAACAGGGGGAGAAUUUUAUCAGAUACAUGUUCCCCAAAUGCCUGGGAGAAACCUCCCCUGUGUGUCCUACAUGGCUUCCAGAUGGGGACAGUUGGACACAAAGGCAAAGAGAGGUGGCAGGAUGCACAAUCUGCCUUAGGUUGGGAACAGCAGCUACAGUGUGGCUUUGCCUUUUGCCCUGGGGAUUCUCCCUGGCUGGCUGGGCUGGGGGAGCCAGGACAUUCCCCAUCUCCUGGCCCUGUGCCCUGGCUCCCUCUGUGUUCCCUAAAAAACCCUGUGCUUGGUCUGCAGUUUACAGUGUUGUAGCAAACCAAGCAAAAUUUCCUUUGCAUUUCAAUUGGGAGGAGCGAUCAAAUACCUCUUUGCCAAAAAAGGACAGAAUAGGCCUCAUUUAUUAAAUACUCCUGCAGAUUUUCUCCAGAUCACAUUCUCUUGGGGUUACUUGCUCUCUGCUGUUUGAGCAUCAGUAAAGGGGCUUUAGGCUUGUUGCUUACUUAAGGUUUUCACAGUGUCUGAGGGUGGAAGGGGAUGAGCACCAGAAUUCUGUCACCUGGAUCACCUGGGGAGGUGUGCAGGUCCUGUGGUCCCCAUGGCACUCUGGGGCUGGACUUCCAGGCACCACCACCAAGGCAAAAAGUUCCAGUUUUGGGAGGUGGAAAGGAUGAGGUGAGCAGCAGUGGGAUGGGCACUGGGUGGGUGGGUUGGACAACAGAAAUCAAACUGGUACAUUUGACUUAUUUUUGUUAAGCUGCAGUGUAAGGUUUUGUCAGCUACUGGAUUCACAGCUGUUCAAGGGAUGGUGUGUAAGAGCAUAACCCAUUUUUUGUAGAAUUGUUUCUUCUUUAAUGCUUAAGGCUAAUGGAGGAAAUAGUCUAAUUUUGUCUUAGAAAUUCUCUAUUAAAAUUGUUGCUUUGAGUCCAUCCGCUCAUAGGUUCUGACUGAUGAAACUGCAGGUUCUGAUUUCCAGCAGUUAUAACUUUAUCACUAUUCACUACCCAAGAAUAUUACAGCUUUAAAACAGCCUUAAGCAAAAGGAUAUUAUUUCUUUGUACUAAAUUUGGUUCAUGGAAAAGAAAAAAAAAGAAACCUCAAAACACUGGUAAUCCGUACUGCAUUAGCAAACUCUUCUGAAAAAUGUUAUUGCACAUGUAAAAUAUGAAAACUUGACUCUGCUGUGUGUUAGGCAAUCCUGUAAUCUUUUUUUUUUUUUUUUUUUUUUUUUUUUUUUUUUUUUAAUUCUUGUUAAAUUCAUUUCCUAAAUGCUUGGUUGGAAGACUGUGACGAUAGCUCAUGAAAUUGAGUGUUAUUUUUCUUUCUUUUUUUUUUUAAAUAUGUAAAGUGCAGUCUUCUGUAUUCCUGCAUAUUGUACAUAUCUGUAUAUGUUUUACUGAGCAACUAAAUAACAAUAAAUAUGAUGUUAAUGGUGGCUACUCUAUA
Molecule: messenger RNA, 5635 nt
Organism: Zonotrichia albicollis (white-throated sparrow)
Lineage: Eukaryota; Metazoa; Chordata; Aves; Passeriformes; Passerellidae
Gene: MN1
Product: MN1 proto-oncogene, transcriptional regulator
Biological process (GO): regulation of DNA-templated transcription
Source: RefSeq, a predicted model, not a curated record